CGAGCUAGCGAGAUCCUAUUUGCCUGUUCGAGCAUUCAUCUCCAUAUUUCCGUGAAGUGCACGUGUAGAAUAACUUAAUUCGCCUUUUCACUCCUAAACAAUGUGAUUUUUAAAAUAUUUUGGCAAAGUCUACAAAACUUUGUCCACUCUGUUAAAAACAGAUUUUAGUUUUGGGAACAGAAAACUGUAUUGAGAUCAAAUGUUUCAUCGAUGAGAAAAUUUGCAGAAUGUCGUCCAAAAUCAAUCUCCUUCCAUCUUCUCCCACUGCUGGCCACUGGGCUUCUUCUCAAUGCUAAAUUUGGUAGUGAACGGAAACGCCACGCGGAUGCUUGGUAAAAUAUCUAUCUCGUUGAUCUAUCUGUGACAUACGCGUUACAGAAGCGGUAAAAUGAAAACGGCUGCCAUCAGGAAAUAGAUCUCGGGAGCCGGACCGGCUAAAUUGAGAACAGCGCGACGCACAAAGUAAUUUAUCCAGCGACAUGGAAGACACCUGCAUGUUCUGUAUGAUUGCUAAAAACCAAGACAAGGACACGGAAAUUGUUAAACAGGAUUCUGAACUAGUCUGCUUUCGGGACAUUAACCCCGCUGCCCCACAUCACUACCUGGUUGUGCCAAAAAAACAUAUAGUGAGCUGCUUUUCUCUCUUUCAGGAGCACGUAAAGCUAGUUGAGAGGAUGGCUGAGAUGGGGAGGGCUGUGUUGCAGGAAAAUGGCAUUACCAAUCCAAAUGACAUCAGGAUGGGGUUCCACAGACCUCCAUAUAUCUCUGUACCUCACCUCCACCUCCAUGUCCUCGCCCCGACAAGUGAGAUCACUGAUGACAUGGCACACAAGUUCACACCAGGCACAUGGAGGUUCGCCACAGAGGAUUUAUUGCGCAGGACCCUGGUCAGUGGAGUGGAUCCAGAUCAUUAUCUGAUGCUUACAUGCAUCAGUGGGAGAGGGCUCUCUGAAUGAGGUGCAGCCUGUCUGCGGGGUCAGAGAUGGGAGAAUUUAGCGAAAAGGGCUAAAACCUUUUUUAAUGGAUACAUUUAGUUAUUUAAGGUCUUAAACUCACAAUUAUGAAAACAUAGUAUAAAAGAAUAUCAAUACAGAAUAUCAAUACAUUUGUAUAUUAAGACAUCUGCUCCAUUUAUUUUUUUACUCUGAAGUUCACUAAAUAAUUAAUAAACCUGAUCAGUUCACUUCAUAAUAAAUACUGUGUU
Messenger RNA from Salvelinus namaycush (lake trout), 1204 nucleotides. RefSeq names its product histidine triad nucleotide-binding protein 3-like. The record is from RefSeq and is a predicted model, not a curated record. Gene Ontology annotation, molecular function: catalytic activity. NCBI's taxonomy places the organism in Eukaryota, Metazoa, Chordata, Actinopteri, Salmoniformes, Salmonidae. The coding region runs from base 480 to 956 and encodes 158 amino acids. The transcript is spliced from 5 exons.